Eimeria mitis is the source of this 237-nucleotide messenger RNA. RefSeq lists its product as uncharacterized. The record is from RefSeq and is a predicted model, not a curated record. Bases 1 to 237 code for a protein of 78 amino acids. Lineage: Eukaryota; Apicomplexa; Conoidasida; Eucoccidiorida; Eimeriidae. The transcript has a single exon.
AUGGGGAAGAAACAAAGACAGACAGCCAAGAAUAUAGAGAAGGAAACAGAAAAGGAGAAACAAAAGGAGACAGGUGAGGAGACGGCUGAGAAGGAGACAGCUGAGGGGACAGCUGAGGAGACAGCUGAGAAGGAGACAGGUGAGAAGGAGACAGCUGAGGAGACAGCUGAGAAGGAGACAGCUGAGGAGACACGUGAGAAGGAGACAGUAGGCUUACAUCAGUCCAUGGUUCUUUGA